UACAAAUGUAAUUUUCUGUUAAGCAUUAUUUUCAAAAAGGCAAAACCAUUUAUAUUACAGAGAAACGCUUGUUUUAACAUCGCCCUUGUUUUUUUUAUUAUUUCUAAAACAGUUUUAAUUAAAUAACACUACAGCAGAUUUCGACAUCAUUUUUUAAUUUUACCCCCAAAUAACUUUCAAAUGUCAACAAGUUGAACGUUGUGCACUGUUGUAAAGAUGAUUUGAUAAGAAAUGAACGCACAGGACGCGAGCAAAACUAAAGUGAGCUGUGACAUCUUUGCAGAGUUUCUGGAAGUGAGUAUUCACUGUAUCCUGUAUAAUCGAGGGAUUUACCCAUCUGGUGUGUUCGAGAGAAGGAAGAAAUACAAUGUUCCAGUGCAGAUGUGCUUGCAUCCAGAUGUUGUUUCCUACAUCACCAAGGUGACAGAGAGUGUCAAGGUCAUGGUUGCUAAUGGAGAUGUUUCCAUGGUUACCAUUGUUGUUCUUGACCCAGAUAAUACUCCACUUGAGAGAUUUGUGUUUGAGCUGGGAAAACAAGGGGAGCUUGACAAGAAUGACCAGUACCUGUUUCAGUUGGAAGACGCUUUGAGAGCUUUUCUGCUAAAGUUGAAUGUGGCAGACUCUCUUCUAAAAGCCCUGCCUGAAGAUUGUAGCUGGGUGGUUCAUGUACAUACACGGGAGUCAACUGCUGACAAGUUUAUACAGACCCAAACUGUCAAAGAUUUUUCUUGGAUGCCAGCUGAUGAGAAACAGACAAAACUGCGGGAUGCGAGCCUGAUGCCAUUAAAAACCACGGACAAUUCAUUGCUCAAAAUGCAGCUUUAUGUGGAAGAGAGUUCUGUGAAGCCUGAGGCUUUGUUCUAGUGAUUUCUCCUGUUAACAGUAGUUCUAAGGUUCAGAAUUCAUCCUGAAAUCAGCAUAAAUUAUUGCAAGCCUGUUAACUUCAGACUUCUGUACAGUUAUGAAGUUAAUUUCUUUUGCUCAGACAUAUGUAUCAAAAACAGUAGAAUGUACCUUGAAUUGAGUAAGAAUUACUAUAAUUAAUGAUAAAUACUUUCAGAAGGGGUCUUAGCCUAUUAAUCCCACGUUGGGCAUUAAUCACUUAUACUCACACAGACCUCUGAUUAUUUUUCAGAAAUGACAAAUAUCAGCCAUUAGAACCCCUGUAUUAGAUAGUCAUGCUGUUAAACAUAUUAGUAUGAAAGGUUAUUUAACUAUUAUCUUAAGGAUAAAAUAUAAACACAAUUGGUUUCAGAAAUCAAAAGGAAUGGAGCUGACUAUUAAAGUAACGUUAAUGUUUUAUUUAUAUUGUUAAUUAUUGUAAUAUCCUAAAAUGGAUUCAUCAUACUGAUGUUUUUUCAAUUGUUUUACAUGUUCGUAUUCAUGUUACAUCUUAUAAUUAAGUUGUGUAGAUACGUACUGUGGUACUUUUUAUUUUCAUCAUAUUUCAAACUUUGUUAUUUUCUGUAUUUUUACAUAUUGAAGUGUUA
Molecule: messenger RNA, 1490 nt
Organism: Mya arenaria
Lineage: Eukaryota; Metazoa; Mollusca; Bivalvia; Myida; Myidae
Product: mitotic spindle assembly checkpoint protein MAD2B-like
Exons: 6
Coding region: 232-864 (210 amino acids)
Cellular component (GO): zeta DNA polymerase complex
Source: RefSeq, a predicted model, not a curated record